Molecule: messenger RNA, 2803 nt
Organism: Dalotia coriaria
Lineage: Eukaryota; Metazoa; Arthropoda; Insecta; Coleoptera; Staphylinidae
Product: proton-coupled amino acid transporter-like protein pathetic
Exons: 4
Coding region: 537-1910 (457 amino acids)
Biological process (GO): amino acid transmembrane transport
Molecular function (GO): L-amino acid transmembrane transporter activity
Source: RefSeq, a predicted model, not a curated record
UUAGUUUCGUGUCCACGGUCGCAGCGCGCACACUAUCUUAUUAUUCACUGGUCGAGUUGUUUCUGCGGGCAGCAACAAGCAACAAUCACUGGACGCUGGGUCUCCGUGGGCCCAAUCAGUCUAUUCAGUCUGUAACGGUCUCCGCGACGCGCCGGACAUUCUAACUCGCCGACCAACUCAUCACUGCCAUUAUAAAACGCACAGAAACCACAACAAUCAAAAUAUAAAAUAAAAAUUAAAACAAAACGUUGUUUAAUCGUCGCAUGUGUUGAAUAUUUAAAAAUAAUAAUUUAUUAUUGUAUUAUAAGUGUGUUUUUUAUAAGUGAAUUUAAACAUAAAACAAACAAAAAGACUGAAUUGUGUUCAUAUAUAGAUAAAUAAUUUUAAAAUAUUGUUUUCUAAGAAGACAAGAUGAGUGGGAAGACGUACGGAAGCGUUAAUUGCGUAAGGACUCGAAUGGUGGUCUACAUGGCAAUACGACAUCAGACCAACACCAAAAUCAACAAAACCUACAGAAGUCGAAGAACAAAGGCAAAAUGAGGGACGAACGUCAGCCAUUGCUCCUCGAGGGAGAAACACAAGAGGAACAUGUUAUGAAUAUGGAUAACAUUACAGCGUCAGAGAAGAGUUUCGACAGCGAUUCGGACCCAGUGCUGAAUCGUAAUCUGGAAUCACCCACGUCCAAUUUGGAUACGAUGAUUCAUUUGUUAAAGGGUAACAUUGGUACCGGAAUAUUGGCUAUGCCGGAUGCUUUCCGGAAUGCUGGUCUUGCAGUGGGUUUCUUUGGUACUCUUCUAAUGGGUGCCAUUUGUACACAUUGUAUGCACAUGUUGGUUAACUGCAGUCAUGAACUUGCCAGACGAAUACAGAAGCCAUCUUUGAAUUUUGCUGAGGUUGUUGAGGCAGCGUUUGAGACUGGACCGGAGAGUUUACAAAAAUAUUCAAAACUAGUCAAGACAUUGAUAAAUAUAUUUUUGUGCAUCACCCAAUUGGGAUUCUGCUGUGUGUACUUCGUGUUCGUCGCGGCAAAUCUCCACGAUGUGGUCAAACACUACUUUAUCGACGUCAAUGUUGUUUGGUAUCUUGCAAUGUUACUACUACCGAUGAUCUUUCUGAAUUGGGUGAAGAAGUUGAAAUAUCUCACGCCGGCUUCGUUGUUCGCCACCAUUCUAACUACAAGUGGUUUGAUUGUGACUUUCUUCUACAUGCUGCAAGGAUUACCGGAUACAUCAUCAGUAAAUGCAUUUUCUUCAUGGGGACAGUUACCAUUGUACUUUGGUACUGCUAUUUAUGCGUUUGAAGGAAUCGGAGUUGUGCUUCCAUUGGAGAACAACAUGAAAACACCGCAGGAUUUCGGUGGUUGGAAUGGCGUUUUGAAUACUGGCAUGGUGAUUGUUGCUUGUUUAUACACAGCUGUUGGGUUCUUUGGAUACUUGAAAUAUGGCGACGCUGCUAAGUUGGGAAGUGUGACUUUAUUGUUGCCACCAAACGAAAUCUUGGCACAAAGUGUACGUCUCAUGAUGGCCGUCGCCAUUUUCUUGUCCUACUGCUUGCAGUUUUACGUCCCCUUGAAUAUCGUGUGGCCCUUGGUCAAGAAACACCUACACACUGAGCGUGCAAUUUAUUAUGGCGAGUAUUUAACGCGAACAAGUUUGGUUAUUGUUACGUUUGCACUGGCGGCGGCCAUUCCCAACUUGGGAGCGGUGAUUUCCCUGGUGGGUGCGUUCAGCAGUUCAGCGCUGGCGCUGAUCUUUCCACCACUGAUUGAAAUCAUUACUUUCUGGCCAAAUCGUCUUGGUAAAAACAACUGGAUGCUGUGGAAGGACAUCGCCAUUAUGAUCUUUGGAAUCUGUGGCUUUGUUGUCGGUUCAUACGUGAGCGUGCUUAAUAUUUUAUAUCCAGAGGAGUAAAUGAGUGAUUGAAUGCCAAAUAUUUAUGCAAACAAGAUAAUAUACUGCUACAGGAGUAACUAUGACAAUAACUAAUCUCAAUUAUAUGAAAUUACGAAUAUCGUUGAUAGUCUCAACGGAUAAUUGUGCAAACUAUUUUUAUGUGCUAAAGGUGUGAACAAGACAAAUAAUAAUAUGCACAAGUAUACAAAGUAUCUCUCAAACAAAAUGAGACACAAAUAAAUCAUGCAUUAUCUAUUUUACUAUAACGCAUGCUUUUAUUUUCUUCGAUUGUUUAUAUUCAAGAGCUUGGAGUAUAGUGGAAGCUGGUGAUAUCAUGAACUAGUACCUUAAGUAUUUAGUUUAAUUAUGUUUAGUAACAAAUGAUGUUUAAUGUGCUGAUGCAGAGUGAAUAUCAAGAAAGAUGAGCGUGAUAAUUAAAAGUUACUAUCAUUAUAGUAGAUAUUAUAUAAAAUGUCAAUGUAAAAACGAGAUAUAUUUUAUGCUUCUUACAUUUAAAAAAAUUAGGCAACCAAAGAUGGAGACAUUUGGUAAUAUUCCACUUUUAUAAUUUAUUAUACGUAAAAUACUGUAAUUUUAUUUCGAGUGUUUUAAACCGAAUUGUUUAAUUACUACUUGUGUUCCAUAUCAAAGAUAUAUUGUAAAUGUAAUGUUAAUUUCUAAUAAUAGUUGUUACAUUUAAUGCUGCGCAAUGUGGAGACUUAAGGAUGAGUUGAUUGUUCAAUCGAAAUAAGUACCAAGGUAAAAGAAAAUGUGUUGAAUUUAUGCUGUGCGGUAUAAUUUAUAAAUCAUUAACAAUCGUAUUUGCCGUUCAAAGCACUGUUAUGGAUCAUGAAAAAUAGGAAAUUAUAUACUAUAUGAUAAAUAUGAACAAUAAUAAAUGUUUUCGUAAA